UGGGCAGUCAGCGCUGCUGUCAGUCUGCGUCUGCGGGGCUCCGCUGCAGCUCCAGGCCGGCCAAUGGGAAGCGGGCAGCCGCUCCGCGCGCCGCUGACCGUCCGGGCUGCUUUUUCUCCCUGAGAGAGCUCCUGGAUGCGGGCUCCUUUACACCCGCAGAUGUCCCGAAAGGCGCAGGUGCGCGCUGGAGCCUUCCUCCUCCCCCUCCUCCUCUUCCUCCAAACCGUUCGUCUUUAAAGGAGGCGCUGCUAUUGUUUGUUGUCACUUCCGGCCGGGGCGCGAGCGCUGAGCGGCACCGGCGGGGCAGCGGCUCACUGGCACCGAUGCUCCGUGCGGGAAGGAUGGAGGAGUUCGUGACGGAGGAGGAGGAGCCGUGGUACGACCAGCGGGACCUGGAGCAAGGGGCUGGAGGAAGCGGACGAGGCCGGGUCAGCUUCGUCCAGACAGGAAAGGCCCGGGAUGUGCUUUCACAUUUCGCAGUAAUUGACACAAAUGGGUGCACUUUGAGCGGAGAUGAGUGCUCCGGGAGGAUGUCCGAGCUGCUGCCGUCGGCAACCACACUGCGGCCCCUGAAACCCCUCCAUUCAUGCUCAGCCACGGCCGACCUGCACCUGGCCGCAGAGCUCGGCAAGACUCUCCUCGAGCGCAACAAGGAGCUGGAGGACUCCCUCCAGCAGAUGUACAUCAACAAUGAGGAGCAAGUGCAGGAGAUCGAGUACCUGUCCAAGCAGCUGGAGAUGCUGCGGGACAUGAACGAGCAGCACGCCAAGGUGUACGAGCAGCUGGACGUGACGGCCAGGGAGCUGGAAAUCACCAACGAAAAGCUGGUGCUGGAGAGCAAGGCCUCGCACCAGAAGAUCGACAGGCUGACCGGGACCAUGGAGGCCCUGCAGAGCCAGGUGGACAGCCUGACGGCUCGGGUGGAGGAGCUGAGGACUCUGGAGGAGCUGAGGGUCCGCCGGGAGAAGAAGGAGCGCCGCAAGACGGUGCACUCCUUCCCCUGCCUGAAGGAGCUGUGCACGGCCCCCAGGUACGAGGACGGCUUCCUGCUGGCCAACCCGGGCAGCGUGGACCUGGUGGAGCGCCGGCCCCCGGCCGAGGAGAACGAGCGGCUGAGGGACCUGGUGUCCUCGCUGCGCGCCGCCAUGGCCGGCGAGCGCUCGCGGCGGGAGGGCGCGGAGCGGGCGUGCGGCGCGGCGCUGCAGGAGUUCCAGCGGCUGGAGCAGCGGCUGCUGGGGGCGGAGGGCUGCCGGCUGCGCGUGCAGGAGCUGGAGGCCGAGCUGCAGGAGAUGCAGCAGCUGCGCCGGUCCCGGCUCAGCCUGCUGGGCGAGGCCGAGGAGGGCCUGCAGGCGCUGCUGGCCAACGGGCCCGAGACCGACUCCCCGGAGGAGCCCGGGGGGCCGGAGGGCGCCGCCGGCGGCGUGGAAGGAGGCGGCGGCGGGGAGGCGGGUGGGCAGCAGGGCCCCGUGCGCAAGAGCUGCAGCGACACGGCCCUCAACGCCAUGUCGGCCGGCGGCGGGCGGCGGCCGGCCAGCUACGGCAACGGCGGGCGGGGCAAGCGGGGCAUGUCCAUCCUGCGGGAGGUGGACGAGCAGUACCACGCCCUGCUGGAGAAGUACGAGGAGCUGCUGGGCAAGUGCCGGCGCCACGAGGACAGCCUGCGCCACGCCGGCGUGCAGACCUCCCGGCCCGUGUCCAGGGACCCCUCCCUGAGGGAGUACAGCAUGGCCGCCGCCGCCGCCGAGCCCGGGCCUGCCACCGCCGCCACGCCCGCCGCCGCCGCCACGCCCACGCCCCCUCAGGCCCCGUCCACCCCCGAGGCCCUGGAGGGCAUCAGCCGGCAGGUGGAGCAGGUGGACAAGCGGCUGAGCCAGAACACGCCGGAGUACAAGGCGCUCUUCAAGGAGAUCUUCUCCAGACUGCAGAAGACCAAGAGCGACCUGAGCUCCUCCAAGAGCAGGAAGAGCCACAAGUGA
This is a messenger RNA of Menidia menidia (Atlantic silverside), 1976 nucleotides long. The record is from the annotation of a GenBank genome assembly. NCBI's taxonomy places the organism in Eukaryota, Metazoa, Chordata, Actinopteri, Atheriniformes, Atherinopsidae.